Scatophagus argus is the source of this 1857-nucleotide messenger RNA. It is a transcript of the gene idh3a, whose product is annotated as isocitrate dehydrogenase (NAD(+)) 3 catalytic subunit alpha. Gene Ontology annotation, molecular function: magnesium ion binding; NAD binding; isocitrate dehydrogenase (NAD+) activity. Gene Ontology annotation, biological process: isocitrate metabolic process; tricarboxylic acid cycle. The record is from RefSeq and is a predicted model, not a curated record. The coding region runs from base 20 to 1186 and encodes 388 amino acids. The transcript is spliced from 12 exons. Gene Ontology annotation, cellular component: mitochondrion. NCBI's taxonomy places the organism in Eukaryota, Metazoa, Chordata, Actinopteri, Scatophagidae.
CGACCUUGGAUGGUUUAGGAUGGCAGGGAAGGCGUGGAGGUCAGCGAUUCUUAAUCUACUGAGAAAGUGGGGUUUAUCGCUCAGUGGCAAGGAUAAAAACAAGGCACAGCAAGUGUCAUGGGUAGUUGGAGCUUUGAAGAAAGAGACUCCACAUCCCAGGACAUUCACCCGUGGGAUUCAUACAGUAACUUUAAUCCCUGGGGAUGGAAUUGGUCCGGAGAUCUCCAGUGCUGUUAUGAAGAUAUUUGAAGCAGCUAAAGCACCAAUUCAGUGGGAAGAGAGAAAUGUUACAGCAAUCCAAGGACCUGGGGGCAAGUGGAUGAUCCCUCCUGAUGCCAAAGAAUCCAUGGACAGGAACAAAAUUGGCCUAAAAGGCCCACUGAAGACACCAAUAGCUGCUGGCCAUCCCUCUAUGAACCUGCUGCUGAGGAAAACCUUUGACCUCUAUGCUAAUGUGCGCCCCUGUGUGUCCAUUGAGGGCUACAAGACCCCCUACACCGAUGUGAACCUGGUCACCAUCAGGGAGAACACUGAGGGAGAAUACAGUGGCAUUGAACACGUGAUUGUUGAUGGAGUUGUACAGAGCAUCAAGCUCAUUACAGAGGAAGCCAGCCAACGCAUCGCAGAGUAUGCCUUUGAAUAUGCCAGAAAUAAUCAGAGGUCUAGUGUUACUGCUGUUCAUAAGGCCAAUAUAAUGCGCAUGUCAGAUGGACUUUUCCUACGAAAAUGCAGAGAGGCUGCUGAGAAGCACAAAGACAUAAAAUUCACUGAGAUGUACUUGGAUACUGUGUGCCUUAAUAUGGUUCAGGAUCCCACACAGUUUGAUGUAUUAGUGAUGCCCAAUUUGUAUGGAGACAUUUUGAGUGAUCUUUGUGCUGGACUAAUUGGGGGUCUUGGAGUGACUCCUAGUGGAAACAUUGGCGCCAAUGGUGUUGCCAUAUUUGAGUCGGUUCAUGGAACUGCGCCAGAUAUAGCAGGAAAAGACAUGGCCAACCCGACUGCCUUGUUGCUCAGCGCGGUCAUGAUGCUGCGACACAUGGGCCUGCAUGGCCACGCCAAGAAGAUUGAAGCUGCCUGCUUUGACACCAUUCGAGACAAACAGGUUCUAACAAAAGACCUGGGAGGAAACUCAAAGUGCUCAGAAUUCACUGAAGCAAUAUGUCAGAGAGUGCGGGAUAUGAAUUAAAGGAUGCUUAUGGGGCCAUGAAUUAAUUAUUAUGGCAUGGCUAUCUUUAUUCCAUCAUGUCAUGUUGUAUCUGCACAUUUUAAACCAAAAUAUGUAUUUAAAAAAAGAUUUGGGAGUUUGAGAUCCUGAAAAUUUUAUUUUUCCUGCAUACUCCAAAGCACUGUCUUAAAAGACUCGACCAACGCUUAGUGUAUAUGUGAUAAUGCAUUUUACUCUUGAAUUGUUGAAUCUGUGGCAGAUAUUGUCUACCAGUAUAUAUGGGCUGAAUAUGGCCUCUUGUCUAACGUAUUAUGUUGACAUUAAAGACACAGUCUGUAUCCAUCAGUUCAACCUCUUCAGUUACCAUGUUUGUGGAUGUGUUUUAGAUUUGUGCAGUAAAGAAAUACAGAUUGGGGCUUUAAUGACUUCAAUAUACCAGGCUUCUUUAACAUGAAUUUUUUUUAACAUGAAAGUCUUUUUUCAUGUCUGUUUUUCUUGCUGCAAAUAUCCAAAAUGUAUAAAGAGAAAUGAAUAAUACACUGACAUCAGAAAUGCCAGACUUUUUAUUCAGUGUUAUGUAGGUGCCAUAAGCCCUAUCAUCUGCUAUUCUUAUGAUGUGGUUUGAGUUAUGAGUUUUUAUCCAAGUUUGUAUAAACCAUAUACUGAAUAACACCAAUUAUUUGUACAAAUUA